Pseudo-nitzschia multistriata is the source of this 1784-nucleotide messenger RNA. The record is from the annotation of a GenBank genome assembly. NCBI's taxonomy places the organism in Eukaryota, Bacillariophyta, Bacillariophyceae, Bacillariales, Bacillariaceae.
AGUACCGUACAGUAAGUAAUGUGCAGAAGCAGUUGCUACAAAAAUACUACUAGUUAGGUAGGCACAAGUUCUAUCAUAUCUAUGAUACAUAGUUAGAGUAUGGCAUGUUUUUUUUAUUCCAAUGGGUCAAAGAUCAAAGACGUCGCCCAAAAGGCGCCGUCACCUCGCGAGUCAUUUUCAAGCCGUGAACAAAUUGAAUCGCUCUCUCUCUUCCGCGACGUCCGUACCGGUGCGGUAAGCCAUGAAUCGGAGCGCGGGUUGCUGUACGGUACCGUGUGGCAUGUCCGCCACCCCAAACCUCGAACGGCUCGAUCGUUUCACGCGGCUUCCACCAUGCUUUCCAACAUCGUCUUCGCGGUCCUGGCCUGCUUCGUCCUCAACGCUAGCGCAACCCAUGCCUUCGUCGCAACGGCCGGCCGCAGCGGCAACAAAACCCGUCGCGGACGCCGGCUUGGCGGGCCGCAGCGACGGCCACCAGCGGAGACAGCGACGUCGCUGUCCGACAUGAAGCGCCCCGUUCUGGAUCGGGUGGCCUCCUUUUUGUUUCGCCUGGAAAACGACAGGGUCGAGAGCUCGUCCGUGGUGGACGACAAGGGACGGAAGGGAGAACCCAUGGAGUGGAGCGAAUCGGAUUCCCUGGCGAACAGGUUCUCUGCCAUCGUUGCCACCAACGGUCUCGGAUACCGGUUCAAGCAAUUCGUGGCCGACAUCGUAGCGGGAGACGACUACGACGCGGAAGAAGUGAACAACAGGAUCGACGUAUUUAUCUCGGAACACCCGGUGGCGAUGUUCAGCUUUACGACCUGCCCGUUCUGCCGGCGGGCCAAGGACCUUCUCGACGAAAAAGGAAUACCCUACGGCGUCAUCGAGCUCGACGAACUGGACGGGAACGCCGGGAACGAACUACGGGCAAACCUAGGGAGAAAGACCGGCAGAACCUCGGUGCCGUCGAUCUUUAUCGGGGGAAGUUGCAUCGGGGGCUGCAACGACGGGCCGGGGCUCCUGCCCCUCGAGGAAUCCGGCGAUCUGGACCGGAUGCUGCGGGAGGUUUUAUAGGCGCGCACGGAUCGAUCGGCGGCCUGCCUACCGAACUGCGUACCGUGCGAAUAGAUGCAUGGUAUGUGUUGCACACGAUGCUCAAUGCACAACCCAUGGUUCCGCUGCCGCAUGGGAUUGUCGUGUUGCAUCGAGUACCGAUGCAACAGUCCGUCCGAAACAACUCGGUCAUCGGUCACCCCAGCUUCGGCAUUCCCGUGUUUCGGAAUCCUCUAAUACAGUACCGAAGAGCAAGAAUGUUCCGCAGAUAUUUGUGCGAUCAACCCGUCAAUACGAAGGCAAGCAGGAUUCAUGUCGAAAGAACAACAAACAUGCCUGCUUGCAGUGUGCAAGUGCCAAUACCGUUACUUAUCGUAAUAUUUUCUUAAAGCCGCUGAAUUGUCCCCUAAGGUUAAAGCUCAAAGCACAAUGAUUACGAGUACGUAGAACAACUUGAAAGUACGAGUACAUGUACUAUUGUACACGUACGACUGACGCUGGGGUCUCGGAACAAAAUUCUCCCCUGCGUAAAAUGCGUUGAGGCAGUUUGAUUGUUUUUCGAAUUUCAAUAGUCGUCUCAAAUUAUGACCCCUGCCCAUUUUAUGUACGAAGUACGAAGUAGCAAAAAGAACCCCACUUACUUGAAGCUUGGGAAUAGUAAUUAUUCUUCUGCUCAUACCAGUAGCAUGCACCCAAACCUUGUAAAAAAGUGUCAGGGUUAUAUAAUCGAUUAAAUAAUUAAUUGACGC